AUGAAAAGAAUGAUGAGAGUGAAAUCUGCUGGUAAUCUCACGGAUGCUGGGGAAGAUGAUCGUAUUUUGUGCUACAAGAAGAACAUGGCACCAUUACCAGCCGCUGGACACCUCAAUCAGGCAAAGGUGCUUUAUUCGACAUGUGUCCAGCCGACUUCAGCUAUCAAAAAAUCGACUCGGCAUAUUCCUCAGCAGCCAGAGAGAGUCCUUGAUGCUCCGGAAUUGAAAGAUGACUAUUACAUGAACAUUAUUGACUGGAGUAGUUGUGGCGUCGUUGCUGUGGCAUUAUCAUGCACGUUAUAUUUGUGGAACGCUGAUAGUGGAGAAAUUCAGGCAAGAUUUCAAAGUUUGACAUGUGACCAUUCUGUUUUGACGUCAAACGAGUCCAUAGAAACAAUUUUUCGCUUUGUUCUUAAGGUUUUGUUUGAACUUGACGAAGCUAAUGAAAUGAACCUGAUCACCUCCGUAAAAUGGUCACUAGACGGGAAAUUCCUUGCUGUUGGGUUCAAAGAUGGUUCUCUAAAGUUGUAUGAUCCGCAUCGUGUACCUCCGCCAGGAGGGAAGCUGGAGUUGCGAACAAUGAAACCGCCGCGACAGUCUCGGAACGGUACUUUGCAACAGUCUCUUUGA
Molecule: messenger RNA, 630 nt
Organism: Cooperia oncophora
Lineage: Eukaryota; Metazoa; Nematoda; Chromadorea; Rhabditida; Trichostrongylidae
Source: the annotation of a GenBank genome assembly